Messenger RNA from Felis catus (domestic cat), 1869 nucleotides. It is a transcript of the gene FBXO8, whose product is annotated as F-box protein 8. Lineage: Eukaryota; Metazoa; Chordata; Mammalia; Carnivora; Felidae. Gene Ontology annotation, molecular function: protein binding; guanyl-nucleotide exchange factor activity. The coding region runs from base 263 to 1222 and encodes 319 amino acids. The transcript is spliced from 6 exons. The record is from RefSeq and is a predicted model, not a curated record. Gene Ontology annotation, biological process: regulation of ARF protein signal transduction.
GGAAACGUCAAAAGUCGGGCAGUCCGCAGCUCUGGUUGCUACAGCUUGAGGCGAGCUGAGUCCAGAGGAAUCCUGUGCUGCUUCCGAUAUCCUCACUGCUGUCACCACUAUCGGCGUGAACAAGUGAAGUUUGAACCGGCUUCUCCAUGGCCCGGGCACCGGUUCCCGGCUGAGCCAUUUUCUUUGUGACUAAAAAAAGCCCCCGCCCAGAGACCGAUUCGUCGCGGCGGCGGUGGGGAUCGCAGGUCGUUCAGGCUUGCAGAUGGGUCAGGGGCUGUGGAGAGUGGCCAGAAACCAGCAGCUACAGCACGAAGGUUACAGUGAGCAAGGCUACCUCAGCAGAGAGCAGAGCAGGAGGAUGGCUGCCAGCAGCAUUUCUAACACCAGUCAUCGGAAACAGGUCCAAGGAGGCAUCGAUAUAUAUCACCUCUUGAAGGCACGGAAAUCUAAAGAACAGGAAGGAUUCAUUAAUUUGGAAAUGUUGCCCCCCGAGCUAAGCUUUACCAUCUUGUCCUACCUGAAUGCGACUGACCUCUGCUUAGCUUCAUGUGUUUGGCAGGACCUUGCAAAUGAUGAACUUCUCUGGCAAGGGUUGUGUAAAUCCACAUGGGGUCACUGUUCCAUAUAUAAUAAGAACCCACCUCUAGGAUUUUCUUUCAGAAAAUUGUAUAUGCAGUUGGAUGAAGGCAGCCUCACCUUUAAUGCCAACCCAGAGGAGGGAGUGAACUACUUUAUGUCCAAGGGUAUCCUAGAUGAUUCACCAAAGGAAAUAGCAAAGUUUAUCUUCUGUACAAGAACACUAAAUUGGAAAAAACUGAGAAUCUAUCUUGAUGAAAGGAGAGAUGUCUUGGAUGACCUUGUAACAUUGCAUAAUUUUAGAAAUCAAUUCUUGCCCAAUGCACUGAGAGAAUUUUUUCGUCAUAUCCAUGCCCCCGAAGAGCGUGGGGAGUACCUUGAAACUCUCAUAACAAAGUUCUCACAUAGAUUCUGUGCUUGCAACCCCGAUUUAAUGCGAGAACUUGGCCUUAGUCCUGAUGCUGUCUAUGUACUGUGCUACUCUUUGAUUCUACUUUCCAUUGACCUCACUAGCCCUCACGUGAAGAAUAAGAUGUCAAAAAGAGAAUUUAUUCGAAAUACCCGUCGUGCUGCUCAAAACAUUAGUGAAGAUUUUGUAGGGCAUCUUUAUGACAACAUCUACCUUAUUGGCCACGUGGCUGCAUAAAAGCACAAUUGCUAGGACUUCCACUAUUAACUUCAAACUAAAGUUACCCAAGGACUUAUUUAGCAGUUAUGGGGGUUACAUUAGUGCUGGUCAUCCUGGCCUCUGUAUACAAUCAAGCUUGAGUAUACACCUUUUUUUUUUUUUUUCCUUUUACUCUUUUCUUUUUUAGUAAUUUCCUUGGGGAGCUAAAGGAUUUUGCAGAAUUUUUCUUAAUUUUGCUUAUCAUGUUUUGCACAAAGCAGAGCCAUUGUCUGACACAGCUGUUUAAGAAUGUUAAACUGACAUUAUACUCUAAGGGAUGGUAUAUUUGUGCAUUAGAUUUGCUUGAAAAACUAUUCGUUUUCAUUCUUUUUAAAAAUACCAUGUAAUGUGUACAUAUUUAAUGAAAGAGAUUUAUAAUCAUAAUUAUUUUAUUGUAAAGAUUUUAACUAAAGCCUUUCCUUUUCUCUCAAACUGAGUUCUGAAAUUUAUUUGAUUCUGAUCUGAGCUUUUUACUGUCUUCAUAAAAGUUGGAUCUGACUUGGAUGAAAACCAAUACCCGUUUGUCUUUCCUUUGAACUUUGAAAAGAGUAUUUAUUGUUUUGUUGCUAGUAACAAGCAAAACAGGCACUUAUUUUUAUAAUAUAAAUUCAUCACUUGACUUUCCA